AUGAGGUCAUGGAUACGAGUCAUCUUCACAGUUACAGUCGUAGGCGUCUCAGUGGGAAUCAUAGCAGUCUUUGUCACAUCUCAGACUCAAGCUGGAAUAGGCACACCGGGCGGCUACUGGUACCUGCUCUGGACUUCUCUCCCAGUCCUGACGAUGCUCGGCAUUUCUUUAUAUAUCAGCUCAUCCGACACAGCGUCAAGAAAUCUUUGGACCUUGCAUUUCCUUUCGAUAAAGUCAUCGUCGGUCCAACAGCUUCACUUCUCGAUAUUGGACAUGUCUGGGCCUCGUGCUAUGAUCACCGCUUUGCAGAUGAGAACCUGGUCGAUAUUAACGUCACAAACCUUAACUUUACUCUGUGCAUUCCUAACAGCUAUCGGGUCCAUUCUAUUUACAGUGGACUGGAACCUUGUGCCAAAAGACCUGCAGCUGCGACAGAAUAGUUGGUUUGCUGACAAGACCAUGGCACAGGGAGUCCCGAAGUAUGAUAGGAACGUAUGUAAUCUUCUUAUUGGGAAGGGAGAAGGGGAUUUUCCAUAUCCCAAAGGCACUUACGACAACUUCAUCUUUCCCGAUAUGACACUACCAACGAUUCCCAGCAAAAACGUCAGCUUUGAGGUUGAAGUGACGGCAGCAAGUCUGGAACCGCUUUGCACCAGAGUCGCAGACGAGACUGGCAACUUCCGGAUCAAAGAAGUGGAGCACUCUAAUGAAAGGGGCUCCUGGAUUAUCUAUUCUGCAGACAUACAUUUCGACAUCAUUAUGCUGAACGGAGCUGUAAUCAAGAUUAACGAAAGCGUAUUCGUUGGAGACAAUGAGACCACAGCGACAGAAAGAAUUUUCGCUUUGGGGGACAGGAUCUCAACAACCACACGACUUUAUCUUUGGGGCAGUUGGAAGCUGAAUUUUGAGGACAUAUCUUUUCUCCGAACCUGGCACUGCGGUUAUUCUUGGAAGAAAACAGUCAUGAAUGUCGACAUGACUGUGGUGGACAACGAGUUAGUGAUCGACCAGAGUCGCCCUCCUCGUCCAGUCGAGGGGACUACAGAGCCAUGGAACCCGCAAUUCAGCUUUACCAAUUACGGUUCACAACAAGAUUUCCGGCCUGACUCAAGCGAGGACAGAAAUCGGACUUUCGAUAUGGACAAGGAGAUGAUACUUGCGUUGAAGCCGUAUGGUCCUCUAGAGCUUGAAGCUCUGGGCAAUUCGUCACGAGAAGAUGAUGUCAAGGCGGUUGUCAAUCAGAACUGGGCCUUUUUACAUACCCAAGUUGCGAACAAAAAGAAUCGUCUAAGCCUCAACGAGUCGGCUAUCUCAGUCAACCUUCCUCCGGGAGGUCUACCACCCGUCAAAGCGAAACUCACCGACCACAGUAGAAGGCGACUUUUCCAGAAUCCAGUCGCAACCUACUUGAUAUUGGUGAUUCUGGGCUUGGUUAUCGCAGUCCAUAUUCUGAUGUUGGUGCCCAAGGCUGUCAAAAAUCGACUGGGCUGGGAAGCAGAGCUGCUCAGUAUGGACGUGGAAGGACUGGCCCCGGACGGAUUCAAUAGCAUUUCGCGAAUGGUCACUCUUCUGCACUCUUCGAACGCCAUACAAUACAUGCCGUCCCAAUCUCUCUCGCAAGAUGAGCUAUUCGAACAACUUGAGCAUCUGCGGUUUCGACUUGGUUGGUUUGAGAAGCAAGUCGACAAAACACGGCAUUUUACAAUUGGCGUGGAGGGCGAUGCGGGCUUUGUUUUCUUGGGUGCGCCAAGAGAGAUAGAAGUCGAACCAAAGCCAGCGUCACCUCGGCGUUAUUUCGGAUGGUUGAGCUGUGGUGAGAGAGCAUCCUGA
Molecule: messenger RNA, 1830 nt
Organism: Colletotrichum phormii
Lineage: Eukaryota; Fungi; Ascomycota; Sordariomycetes; Glomerellales; Glomerellaceae
Exons: 1
Coding region: 1-1830 (609 amino acids)
Source: RefSeq, a predicted model, not a curated record